AUGGCAAACCGGUCUGCCUCCACCCCAACUCCACACCAUCCCUCUCCCUCCCUGCCCUCUUUUCUCCUCCCCUCCCUGCCCUCUUUUCUCCUCCCCUCCUUCCCCUCUUUUCUCCUCCCCUCCCUCCCUCUUUGCUCCACCCCUCUUUGCUCCACCCCUCUUUUCUCCUCCCCUCUUUUCUCCUCCCCUCUUUUCUCCUCCCCUCCUUUCUCCUCCCCUCUUUUCUCCUCCCCUCUUUUCUCCUCCCCUCUUUUCUCCUCCCCUCUUUUCUCCUCCCCUCUUUUCUCCUCCCCUCUUUUCUCCUCCCCUCGCUCCUCUCUUUUCUCCCCUCCUCCCAUCCCUCCACUCACUUUCUCUCCCCUCCUCCCAUCCCUCCACUCACUUUCUCUCCCCUCCUCCCAUCCCUCCACUCACUUUCUCUCCCCUCCUCCCAUCCCUCCACUCGCUUUCUCUCCCCCCCUCACAUCCCUCCCCUCCAACAGCCUCCUCUCAGCCACACUAGAGCCAGGUCGAGCCGUUGCUAUCACCACUGCCACUGCCGCAGCUAUAGCAGCCUCUGAUUAA
Messenger RNA from Closterium sp. NIES-65, 564 nucleotides. Lineage: Eukaryota; Viridiplantae; Streptophyta; Zygnematophyceae; Desmidiales; Closteriaceae. The record is from the annotation of a GenBank genome assembly.